This is a messenger RNA of Daphnia pulicaria, 2470 nucleotides long. RefSeq names its product alanine aminotransferase 1-like. The coding region runs from base 322 to 2130 and encodes 602 amino acids. The record is from RefSeq and is a predicted model, not a curated record. Gene Ontology annotation, biological process: biosynthetic process. Gene Ontology annotation, molecular function: L-alanine:2-oxoglutarate transaminase activity; pyridoxal phosphate binding. NCBI's taxonomy places the organism in Eukaryota, Metazoa, Arthropoda, Branchiopoda, Diplostraca, Daphniidae. The transcript is spliced from 14 exons.
ACGUUAUUAUAUGCCCUACGGUUUGCAAGUUUAUAAGCGUGUGGCCCUCGUUCGAUUUCCCUGUGAGCAGUUGUGCAGUGUGAACGGUACUGAGACGCCGCAAAAUCGUUGGCUCGUCGAAAAGACGUAGGUUUCACCAGUCGUCCCGAGCUAAGCCAAUCUUCUUUCUACGACUUCACAGAUAUCGACCGGUUUUUCUGCAUUUGAAGAAUAUCGACAUAUUCAUCGAUCUCAUUGACUUGGGCUAAUCAAAAAGUGAGCUAGAAGCAAGAAUAUAAACACGUGUUUAGGGCGGAUUCACUGCAAGGGCCAAUCACGAUCAUGCAGACGGGCUGGCUUGGCCAACAGAGGGGCGUGGUUCUAUCCACCUUCCGCAAGUUGAGACUCCAGCAUCGGGCAGCACCGACUUCAACCACCAUCCCUGUAACUGUAGUCCCAUCGCGCAGUAUCGUAACGCCGGCCCUACACCUUAAGAAAGAAACUGGGCUAUGCCUCCCCUCGCGGCAGCGUUCCACUUUGUCUUAUCUCGACCACCAGUCAACAACCGCUCGAACCACCACACUGUUGUUUACCCCCACUACUGUGAAGCAACAACAUUCAGUCGGUCAGUUCCAUACAUACUGCUGUCAACGUAGAGGUGAUUUUAUUGGACAAGUCAACGUUGCUCGAACCAUGGCGACUGUUGCAGCCCCAAGUCACGUAGAUCUCGUUUUGAAUGUCGAUAACAUUAACCCUAAUGUCAAGGCUAUGGAAUAUGCUGUCAGAGGACCCCUCGUUAUUCGAGCUGGAGAAAUUGAAAAGGAGCUGGCUAUGGGAGUCAAGAAGCCGUUCACUGAAGUUAUUAAGGCUAACAUUGGCGACGCGCAGGCGAUGGGACAAAAGCCAAUUACCUUCAUUCGCCAAGUGAUUUCGCUUGUUGCCUACCCAGACUUGCUGAGCAGCAAAGAAUUCCCCGAAGAUGUCAAGUCACGAGCUCGAGCCAUUCUCGAAUCCAGCAGGGGAAGUGCGGGUUGUUACAGCGACUCGGCCGGUUUAGAACUCGUUCGUAAUCAUGUUGCCAAGUACAUUGAACGUCGUGACGGGUUUCCAGCUGAUCCGAGCAACAUUAUUCUCUGUGCUGGGGCUUCUGAGGGCAUCCGAUCUACGCUGAAAAUGUUGUCCACGAUUAGCGGCCCACGUACCGGAAUCAUGAUCCCGAUUCCGCAGUAUCCUCUUUAUUCGGCUUCGAUCGUCGAGUACAACAUGGAGCAAGCCGGUUACUACUUGGACGAAGAUAACGACUGGGGUCUUGAUGUAGCCGAACUCGAGAGAGCGGUUAAAGAAGCACGCAAACGAUGCAACGUUCGUGGAAUUGUUGUAAUCAACCCUGGAAACCCAACUGGCCAAGUGCUAACCCGAGAUAACAUCGUCGAAGUCAUCAAGUUUGCCCACCGGGAAAAACUGUUUAUCUUCGCCGAUGAGGUUUAUCAAGACAAUGUUUACGCAGACAACAGAGAAUUCCAUUCGUUCAAGAAAGUGACAAAAGAAUUGGGCGACCCUUACGACAAGUUGGAACUGGCUUCUUUCUUAUCCUGUUCCAAGGGUUACAUGGGAGAAUGCGGAUUGCGAGGGGGAUAUGCUGAGAUUGUCAAUAUGGAUCCAGAAGUUAAGGCGCUUUACCUAAAAAGCAUUUCUGCUAAACUUUGUCCUACCGUUCUCGGACAGGCCGUAAUGGAUUGCGUGGUUAAUCCUCCCCAACCUGGUGAACCGUCCUAUGAACUCUUUUCCAAAGAAAAGGCAGCCGUCCUUAAAUCUCUAUCUGAGCGUGCAAGCAUGAUCGCUAAAGCCUUCAACUCUAUUCCUGGCAUCAAAUGUAAUACUGUUCAGGGUGCCAUGUAUGCUUUCCCGGAGGUCAAGAUCCCCGAGAAAGCAGUUGCCAAAGCCAAAUCACUAGGCCAAGCACCUGAUGUAUUCUUUGCUUUCCAACUUCUCGAGCAAACCGGAAUGUGCUGCGUUCCCGGAUCGGGAUUUGGCCAGAGGCCUGGAACUUACCACUUCAGGACGACCAUCCUUCCGCAGCCAGAAAAACUGCAAAUUAUGUUGGAUAAAUUCCGUUCCUUUCAAGAAAGUUUUUUAAAAGAGUACCAAUAAGUUAGUAGCAGAUUGCACAUUUCCUUUUCCUCACUUUCGAUACUUGUGCUUUAUUCGGGAUCACAUACGACACAUGUAGGGAGUCUACCAUAUAGGGACGCAACACUUUUAUGCAAUACGUAUUUUUCACUUCAUGUUAUUUGUUUAUGCCAAACUUGGCAAGCAAACUUGGCAUUCAACAAGUCCAAAUACCUUCAGUGCCUUUUGCGAAUUUAUGGUUUUCUCGUAUGGUCAGCCGUUAAUGUAUUUGUUUCCUUUCAUUUAUCGGCACACGUUAUAAGUACGAAUAUUCAAAGUUAUGGAAAUGUACGAAAUAAAAUGAAAAUUAUAAGAGGCUAAA